This is a messenger RNA of Gracilinanus agilis (Agile Gracile Mouse Opossum), 881 nucleotides long. RefSeq lists its product as uncharacterized. Bases 1 to 831 code for a protein of 276 amino acids. NCBI's taxonomy places the organism in Eukaryota, Metazoa, Chordata, Mammalia, Didelphimorphia, Didelphidae. The record is from RefSeq and is a predicted model, not a curated record. The transcript is spliced from 4 exons.
AUGGCCAAGAUCCCCAAGCACUGUCUGGGACAGGGAACAUCAGUAGGAGCAGUACUUUCAGCUCGGAGGGGUGGGCGGGGGCAGGCAGCAAAGGCUGGAUUGGCAUGCAAGGGGAUCAGGAACAAUAGGCAUGUUGAAGUUAUCAGCAUGAGUCUGUAUCAUCAGCAGCAAAGAUGGCUAGAGAAGUGGCUUUUCUCUUUUGGCCAACAGCUCCUACCUGGAAAAGCUGCUGAAACCUGGCAUCCCCACCCGGACCGCAGCAGCGAGCCCUGGGCUCUCCCGCGCGCCCACGCGCCACGUGCUGAGGUGGCUGCUAAGAUCAGGGGGACUCGGCUGCACGCGCCAGUACCCGACCAGGAAAGAGAGGAGGAGGAGGAGGAGGAGGCGGGAACGACUAGAGAGGGGGAGGGCAAAGGGAAGCCUGGCCAUUCAGCCUCCGACCUCCCCCACACUCGUCUGAGGGAUAGCUUCGAGCUGGAGGAUGGGGCAGGGAGAUCCUGCACGCCCCCCGCAGCAGGUGAGAGCCCCAGGCGUCAAUUUCCGCCUACGGGAUUCCUGGCAGAGCUCGCGGAGGAGGGCGCGCGCCUGCGCGUCCAACGGAAAAUGUUGGGGGAAGGUGGUCGCCGCCCCAUCCCCCACACCAGCCUGGAACGGGGACUAGCCCUCGUAGGCGAGAGGAGAAUCCUGGCAGCAUCAAGAUUGGGGGAUUCACUGAGAGGAAGCUCCAGCCCUGAGCGCAGAGCUGGUCACAUGAUAAAAAAAGAAAAAAAGAAGGGAAGAGGCGUGACUUGUGACGUCUUUAUAAAGGAGGAUUAUAGAUUUAAUGCCUGAAGUAACCUUGGAAGCCUUCUAGGAUAAUCCUCUCAUUUUACAAUACAGGA